GUCAGUCAGCUGGUGUUGUUGUUUAAAGGUUCAGAGUUUUGCCACCACUGCUCAAUCAGGGAUGCUAUUCCGGGUUGCACAGGUCGUGUUGGCUCAGAGAAUCUAGUGCAGCUUCCUUAUCGAGAAAACUGGUGUUAGAAAUCGUGUUCGUAGAGCUUCUCUUACCGUUGAUCGUGUUAUUGUGCCUAGUAGCAGCUAGACGUCUGUUGAGUGUUUGUGCAGCAAUCACUGCAAAGGACAGCCAGACUUGUGUAGCGUCUGCGGUUGUGGUCCGUAACCAACAGGACCAAUCAAGAUGAAUCUAGACUGUUUGCUCAAAGCUGCCCAGAAAAAUACGUCGAACCCGAUUCAGAAACGCUGCUCACUCGAGAUCGGUCCUGCAAAAAAAUUGCCGAAAAGCAAAGUUGACCCGAAUGCGAUUCGUGCUCUUCUGGAGCGAAAGGAAAAAGAGCGCCGAGAAGAGCGUGACACGCUCAUCUCAAAAGCAAUAGCUUCGACAAAACGAGAUGAUAUUCACUAUAAAGAUCACAAGGGCCUCCGGAAACAGGAACAGGGAUGGAGUGACAAAUGCAAACGCCAAUGGCUCAAAGUCCAGCGCGAGCGACGUGAGUUCAUUAACCAAAUGCACCGGGCUGCUGAUGAACGCGACAAACACAAACGACCACUUGACAAAGAAAAAGUUAUGCUUUCUGUUAAGAGCAAAGAGGAGCAGGCGAGAGAACGUAAGAAGCGGAAGCGGAAGUACGAAAUCUUCGAAGGAAGCAUGGAUACGUCGCGCAGGAACAAAAUUCGCCUCUCUGUAGUACCAGGCGGCGCUGGCCCGAGGGUCAGUGAUAUUAGUGAGUUGAUGAAAAUUGCCCAAAAUAAUGCCGAAUCCGGUUCGUUUGGAGCCGACUGUAAUCUACCGUUUGACCUAUCGUCAUUGAAUAAAAACAAUUCUGAUGAAGAGCCACGACUUAUGACGAACGCGGAGAAGCGCCGUAUUGCCGAAGAGGAAGCUAUCAUGCGAAAAGCAGCUUCUAGCGGCAAUAUUCCGCGGAUUCCGAAAAUUGCUAGUGCAGCUGCUAACGGUAAUGGAAGUGGUAAGCCCAUAAAUGGAAUCGGCCGAAUUCCCAAAAAGGGAGAACAGAUCAAUAGCAGCACAAAUGGAGCUAUAAAAAGCAACAGUUACAGGGAACAUCAGCCCUUCUCAUCCGCCUCAAAAUCGUCUUCAAGGUCGGAACGGUCUCGCUCAGAAAGGGAUCUUCACAAAGAUUCAAAAAGCGGCGGUCACCGAGACCGGGAGCGAUCGUCAAGCAGUAGUCACAAAAGUAAGGAUAGCAGAGAGCGGAUGGAUAAGGAUCGGCACAAAGACGUGCAGCGAAAAGAGUUUCGAGAUCAUAAAGAGACAAAGGAUCGACAUAGGGAUCAUGGUAAAGAGUCAAAGGAGAAAUGCAGCUCCCAGAAGAGUAGCAACAUCAAUAGCAAACUUCUAGAAAACGGGCACUCACGUCAACAUCUGAACGGCUCCGUCGCAACGUCUAAAAAUAGCCAAAGCCGCGAUACCGAUCGUCUCGCUGCAAGCACAGAACAAUCUUCAAAAAAACUUUCACAACUGCAGGUACUGUCAACUGGAGGUCGUGUUGCAGCCUCUCUUACUGGAAAUAAUAACCAAUCAAUGCCUGCUGCAGAUAGAGAGCGGCUUCGCGCCGAGACGGCGCGUAAACUCGAGCAGCUGCAGAAGGAGCGGAUGAUGGCUGAAGAGGAAGAGCGUAAAAAAAGACUUGCAGCAAAGAAACUGCGUCAGGCUGAAGAGGCACUUUUGAAAAAGCGACUUCGAGAAUUACAAAAUAGUGGGGCAAUGGACUCGGAUUAUGAAGAUGAUGAGUAUGACUAUGAAGAUGAAGAUCUCGAUGCAUAUGAAGACGAUUUUAUUGAUGAUGCUCCUAUUGACGAUCCCUAUGCAAAGAACUAUUCGAAGGACAUUGCCAAGAUCUUCAAAUAUGACAAACGAAAAUAUCAGGAUAUGGACGAUGAUGACAUAGAGGAAAGCACAUUCAGCCGCUGCAUGGCUGAAGAAGCACGAUCGUCCCGAAUUGGCCGCCAGGAGGAUCUAGAAGAUAUGCGACGCGAACAGGAGGAAGAACUUCGAAAGUCCAAAUCGAAGAGUCGGAAACUCGAGGAACUGGCUCAAAAACUUAAACAGAAAAAAAAGCUUACUUUAUGUCCGGUUUGAGGGAGCGCGAUACAGUGCCCAUAUUUGGUGCUAGUUUUCAAAUAAGUUUUACUGUUCGCCGCGAAGCCUAAUGGAUCAAAAAGCAAGCCGCUAACAGUUAACUGAAUCCGUGCCAACGGAUUUAAACUAAGUAGAGAAACAUUUCGACGGCAAAUCAAUCUGUUGAGACAGAAAAUGACACGUGUACAGUGAGAUAGGCGAUUAGAAUGAACUAAUUCCUUGUUUAUUUGUUAUAAAAAAAUUCUUAUAUUUAUA
Messenger RNA from Varroa destructor (honeybee mite), 2470 nucleotides. RefSeq lists its product as uncharacterized. Lineage: Eukaryota; Metazoa; Arthropoda; Arachnida; Mesostigmata; Varroidae. Gene Ontology annotation, cellular component: nucleolus. Gene Ontology annotation, biological process: transcription by RNA polymerase I; nucleosome assembly. Gene Ontology annotation, molecular function: histone binding; DNA binding. The record is from RefSeq and is a predicted model, not a curated record.